CUGAGCUGGGCAAGGCAAGUUGCUCAUCCUUUUGCUUUAUGCAGAGAGCAUAAAUGACAUAUAAUCAUGUAUAUGUCUCUCGGGCGGUAAGAAUGUUAUUUGUAUUUUGUCCGUAGAUCCAAUUUCUAGUACAUUUUGAUGUUCCUGUCAAACUAAUCAUGGAUUUUAUGCUCCAUGCAGGUUAAAAACCCAUGGCCUAAUGUUGAUGCUCAUGGUGGGGUGUUGCUGAACUACUACGGUUUAACUGAAGCUAGGUACUACACAGUACUAUUCGGUGUAUCAAGGAGUAUCGGCAUUUGUUCUCAGCUGAUAUGGGAGCGAGCUCUUGGAUUGCCGCUUGAGAGGCCGAAAAGUGUUACAAUGGGUUGGCUUGAGAAUCACUGCAAGAAAGCAGCUUCAUCCUGAGAACUGGUGAAGAGUGCUCCAUUUUUUUACCCAGUAAUGAUUGCUCAGAAACAUGAGAUUCGUGUUGGAUACAGGACUGGUGUAAAGUUAACGAGCUCUAUUGUAGUCAAAUUUCCAGGAAUUUCAAACUCUAGUAUUGUUGAGUUUCUUCACAAAUUUCUCAGUUAUAACUAGGUGUCAUCCCCAAAUUUGAUUGAUCUAUACCAACCUUCUUUUGACUUGAAAAUCUUUGUCAAUUAUCUCCUAACUUCAAAAUCCCUCCUAGUGAGAAUCGAAAAUUUAUUCUACCCGCAGUACUAAACCAUCUUUUCUUUUCGGAGAUUUCUAAACAAUGAGCAGCCCCUUGAAAAGUUUCUCUCUGGCUUUUGAUUAUUGAUGUUCUUCAUCUGUAGAAAGAGUUUGAUGAUGCUCUUCAUCAUCGACCAUGCGGACGCCCUGCUCUACAUCCUUGGUGAGGCUUGUUGUUAAAGAGCCCUGCCUCUCAUCAGCAUCCCCUAUGACAUGUUUCUUGUGAGCUCCAGAGCUUCCCAAGCAGACAGAAACUAGAGAGAAUAUUAAUUAUGAUUUGGCACUCGACACGCCCAGACCAUGCGGAUGCAGGCAUGGAUGAUGAAUCCAAGGGCCCUGCCCCCCAAG
Molecule: messenger RNA, 1041 nt
Organism: Populus trichocarpa (black cottonwood)
Lineage: Eukaryota; Viridiplantae; Streptophyta; Magnoliopsida; Malpighiales; Salicaceae
Product: citrate synthase, mitochondrial
Exons: 3
Coding region: 175-405 (76 amino acids)
Biological process (GO): tricarboxylic acid cycle; carbohydrate metabolic process
Cellular component (GO): mitochondrial matrix
Source: RefSeq, a predicted model, not a curated record